AAACGAAGGGGCCCGAAGGACAGUGAGUUGCCUGUGACGUCAAGGGAUUUUCCCGAGUAGAACUGUGGAUGAGUCAUCCUGAGAAAUGAACAUCAGCACCCAAUCAUAUUUCCUAUAAGCUCAGGACACCGUCGUUUGUUUCGACAGACAACCGCUGGUCCCGGGGACGAACCACCACACCUACAGGGGAUAACGCCCCUCCGGACGGGCGAUAUCUUCUCGACCAAUUUUGAGGCGAUUUUUCAAGAUGGCGGCCCCGAAAAGACCGGGUGACAGUCAAGUAUUUUCAGUUCAUAGACGUAAGGAUUUGCAUCUGGAUUUCAACUCGCAUUUUGGUCCAGCACCCUCUCCAUCUCUAGCUGAUAUGGGACACACUACUCAAAUUGAAAGGAUUCGUUCACGAGGUAAUUUGGAAAAGUCAACUGGAAAAUUGCAGAUUUCUCCCGAACAAAUUUAUGAUUUCACUGCUGAUGAUUUAGCGGAUUAUGGGGAAAUAGGCCGAGGGAAUUAUGGCACUGUUAAUAAAAUGGUUCAUAUCAAGAGUAACACAAACAUGGCAGUAAAGCGGAUCCGCUCAACUGUGGACGAGAAGGAGCAGCGUCAACUCCUCAUGGACCUGGAUGUGGUCAUGAGGGCCAACGACUGUAAAUACAUCGUGCAAUUUUAUGGUGCUUUGUUCAAAGAGCUUGUGUAUUUUCAGGGGGACUGUUGGAUAUGCAUGGAGCUCAUGGACGUGUCUCUAGACAAGUUCUAUCGCUUUGUGUACGGGGAGUUGAUCAGCUCAAUACCAGAAGAAAUAUUAGGGAAAACAACAGUUGCUACUGUCAAAGCAUUAAAUUACCUGAAAGAAAAAUUAAAGAUCAUUCAUCGAGAUGUGAAGCCCUCCAACAUUCUGCUGGACAGAAAGGGCAGCAUCAAACUCUGUGAUUUUGGCAUCAGUGGGCAGCUCGUCGACUCCAUAGCUAAGAGCAGAGAUGCCGGUUGUCGACCUUACAUGGCACCGGAGAGGAUAGACCCUAAAGCUUCUCACAGGGGCUAUGAUGUGCGGUCUGAUGUGUGGAGUUUAGGCAUCACACUCAUGGAGCUGUCGACAGGACAGUUUCCGUAUCCCAAAUGGACGAGUGUGUUCGAGCAGCUCACACAGGUGGUGCAGGGUCCACCCCCCAAACUGAGACCCAGGGAGAGGUUCUCUGACGACUUCCAUGACUUCAUUGGCACAUGUCUCACCAAGGAUGAAAAACAGAGGCCAAAAUACAACAAAUUGUUGGAGCACAAGUUUAUCAAAAGGUACGAGGAGAUGGAAGUGGAUGUUGGAUCAUAUGUGUGUGAACUGCUGGACCAGAUCGGGAGCUCCCCGAACUCUCAAACAAGUGAAAGUGAACAUCCCCUGUCUUAACAAACCACUGUGCCAUAUCAUGGACGAGCAAGAGUUGUAUAUAUUAUGUCUUGCGAUAUUGUGAUAUUUAAUAAGACGGAGAGAGAGAAAGGACUCCUAGAGACCUGAAAUCGAAACAAAAAACUGUAUGAGAUGAUUCCAUGUUUGAUGGAAGAGUUGUGAGGAAUCCAGGGACAGUUAUAUUGGACGGCCAGACCUCAGUGAAUUUAGCAUAACAUUGCCCCCCUAAAGACAGCUAUGUUACAUAAUCAACUAUGCAGUUUGUAAAUUUUUCAAGAGAUUGCAGUUCUUAUGCAAAGGGAGCUAACUCUUUGACUGUUUUCACUGACACUGAAGUGAUCUCACAGAGAGGCAAGAUUAGCUCAGCAAAGAAUGGAAUCUCGCAGUACUGGACUCUUAAUGCAUAUUGUCUUGCAGUAGGAAGUUUUGAAAAGGACACUAGUGUUUUGUUAAUUUGUACAUAGAAAUCUGAGGAUGUACAUUUAGUGUAAACUAUGUAUAUUUUUGGGGGCUGAUUAUAUCAGACCAACUUUGUGAUACCGGUCAACAGAACUGAGUAUGCAGUGCUUUCUGAUACAUCAACAGAUGGCUUGUAGCAUCAUUUACAUUGUCAUCGUCAGUACGUCCUGGGUUUGUAACACUACCUUCCCCCUGUCAAUACAUACAGACAAGACGAAGUAGCAUAGUGAAUCCUAUAGACAAGCGAUGAAAUGUGCCCGUGUAAAGUCGGACAUCCAACGUGUAAAGUAGAUGAUAUAAGGCUAGCAAAAGUAUUCUACUCCAAAGAAGUUAAGGAACAUCUAAUUUUUCAUAUGGCUAUAGUUAAUCAAGCCUGGGUAUUACAACCCAUCUUUCCAAUUGUGGGUGUUCCUUGACUUGUUUUGAGUAGUAUUUUGGGGGUAAUGUAAUGUGAAUGCUCAUUGGUCAGAGCACUCCUGUUUUACAUUUUGCUGGGACCGGGUCAUGGCUUGAUUGGCUGGUUAAAAAUAGCGAUGACACUGCAUAUGUAUUGACAGGUGAUGGAAGAAUUUAGUGUAAGCAAACCCAUGAAAUAUUGACAGUGUUACAUUACAUAGUUGUCAUUUAACAAUUUGUUAAGAAAAAGAAAAUGUGCUUGAGUAAGUCUCAUAGUGACCUAGCCAUUUGUUCUGUUAUUAAACUUCUAGAUUCCAUCUUGAAUGUACAAAGAUAUGUUGAAGGAUAUUCUUGUUUCGAUAAGUGCUAUAUAAGAGAGGACUAUCCCUAUUGUCUGUGACUCGCAUGUUUUUGACAAGACAACUGAACGCACUGUCAUGAAAACAGUUUCAUUGUGACAUUGUGCACGACAUUUCAACUUCAGGCUGUGCCUUGUACCGCUGACCUAAAGUCCGAAUUUACCUUGAGACAAAUUCUGCUUGGGCUAGUACCGCCAUAUCUGGACUCCGUUUCACAAAGUGAUUGUAGGGUCAAGGCUGGCUUAAGUCUGUGUUUAGUUUUUGAAUGAAAUUUGUUUUGGACUAGUACAUUGAGAUUACUAUACUAGUCCAUAGUAAUAGAGUAAUAUGCUGAAGACUUGUUUGGGCUAGCAUGUAUGGAUUAUCAUAAUAGCCGAUAUGUAAUGGAAAUAACAAUGCUCAAGACUAGUUUGAGCUAGUACGUCUGGAUAAUACGAGUCCAUAUGUAAUAGAAUAAUUAUAUGGCUAAUUUGGGUUAGUACAUGUGGAUUACGCUAGCAGACAAAUAAUAGUAAAGUUAAAGCAACGCAGACAGACAAGUUUGGACUAGCAGAGAAAUGGUUCAGGCACAGGCUGGAAUGUAGGUAGGUGAGCACUCAAUAUUCAAAGUAAAAUAUGAACGAUGUAAAUUUGGCUUCAUGAAAUCAUUUGAUAUUUUGUAUGAACUGUUGAGAAAUUAUUGCACAUAGAUGGUUAUAUAAUAUGAUAUAUUUAUUUUCCAGUUGAGUUUUGUAAUAUUGAGAGUUAACUUUCUUUUCUUUCUUUUUUUUUCUUUUUCUUUUUUUUGUCAGCUAUUGUAUUUGGGAAGCAAAAAGCACAGUGAGCAUCUCUUCAUGGCCAGUUGUUGCAGCUUGGUAUUGAUGGAAGAAACUGACACCAUGUUCAUGAUUCGAUGGUUAAUUAAUGAAUGAAUUUACUUCCACAGUAUUUGAAAGUAGGAUAUGCUAGGAAUACAUGUCAAAUGUAGAUAACCCUAGUGCAAUAUCUUUGUGUUGUCAUUUGGGCUUCCAGUGAAGAUCGGAUACAAAUUUGGUUGCCAUGGAUACCCUUGUCUUUGUUUAUUUUCAUUGAGAACAUAAUGUGGUCACUUCUUAUGCAGAAUGGUCAAAUAAGUUUAACACUUUUAUUUUAAAAAACCCAACCCAAAACAAGUCACAGUUUUACUUGGAUGACUUUUUACUGUGAGAAGUACAAUUUUUUAGCACAUCACUGUUACAUCCUAUGAUUUGCCUUCGAAUGAAGUAACUCAAAGUAAAUUGUUUUGGAAGCAGCAAUAAUAUACUACCAAAUGAAAGUUAGGGACCACCUGAUUCUUUCAUACCACUACAGUCAAUCGGUCAUGGCAUGAAAGAUUUGCUGUAGUAAUAUGAAAGAAUUAGGUGGUCCUUGACUUUUUUUUAGUAGUAUAUCCCCUUAAUUCUGCCUUGAUUUCAACACCAGAGAGGCCUUCUAUGUGGGUGCCGAUACCCAGUAGGUCUUCCAGUUAUUUUCCCACUACCGGGUACCCAUGUAACACACAGGCUUCAGUUACGCUGCUGUCAACAUUCACUGGAGCAUGAUUUCUUUUAUAGACUAUUUUAACAAGAUUUGUAAGUUUUAAAACAAGGACAGUGUGAUUGUCUCAUGAUUGUCUUGACUUUUGAGCUAAUGAACUAGUUUAAAUGGUGCAUGUCUCUUAAUAAUGUUAAUUAGGGGUUAAUGUCCAUCACAUGACUCUUCGUUUUGGGUCACAUUUUGUGUCGACAUGUUACAGAAGAAAUCAGGUUCCAAGACAAAAUUUACAAAGGGUUGCCAUGGUAUUUUGUUAAUUAUUUUACACACGUCUUGGUCUCAUAUUUGUUGAAAUAAUGAAAUCAAAUUCAGUUGAUGGUAUUGAUUCCUUUCGUUAUGUUUUAAGACUUCCAGCUGUCAUUGUGUUUCACAAUAUUUCAGGCAGAUGUUAAUGAAAAAUCAUUUUUAGAAAGUAAAAAAAAAUUGAGUGAUGUCUCUUUUUAGAUCAUUGGUAGACUAUGUGAUGCUGUUUAUUAUGAUUGUAUUGUUGAGAAAACUCAUCUCUAUUGAUGUUUCACUGUAGGUUUUUUCUACAAGUGCAUCUGUACCCUCAUCUGCAAAGAUUCUUAUAUAAUGUUGUCUGUUAAUUAUUGAGCAAGGGUAAGAUUUUAGAUGUGUAUUCACAUUGUCACAUUUUAGACAGAUUUUAGCAUGACCAUGUUUACCAAUUAAGGCUAUUUUACAUGCUUGUCUUGUUAGUAAGAGUAUUAUAGAGUAUACACAUAUUUACAUAAAAGUUGAUAAAUUAUUAAGAAUUUAUAGUUAUGACAUAACCUUUAAUUUCACAUGGUAUCACAUAAAAUAUUGUCUUUUCACUAGCAUCUCAUUCAAAUCAGAUCUGUUACUCUUGAUGCGAUACUUCUCUGCAUGAAGAUUGCAUCGCGUCACCAAUCAAACUGAAGGGUGAAGGGUUCUCGAGCAAUCAGAUGUCAACUUCUUUAUCGAUUUGGUUUCCCUGCCAACUCUAUUCAGACAUUUUUUAUAUAAAAAAAGAACAUAAUAAGUACAUGUACCUCGGUAGUACACACGACACUCAGAAACAAACGAGUGUAUAAGAUAUUCACAAUUUUUAUACUCCAAAAAAGUUUUUUUUUUUAAAAACAUUUUUUUUCACAUGAUUAUAGUUAAUCUGUCAUGGACAUAUUAACUAUAGUCAUAUGAAAAAAAGGUACUUUCACAUCUUUUGAGCUGUAUAUAGCACAGCCUUUAUUAUUUUCCAUUUUGAAUUGCCCAUUUAUGUUCGUUUUCAAUACACAGAAAUCUGUUAUGCUGCUCUAAAUGCUUCAGAGAAUUUAGAAGCCUCAAUGCUGAUUGGCUUAUUAGAAAGUUCACCGAAUGAGACCAAUGGAUGUUUUUUCAGAUCUUGGGGAUGAAGGUAUUGUAUGGGAGUAAACGAUCUGAUGUUAAUGAGACUGUUUCACUAGUUGUGCUACUAACUGUUUAUAUCAUGUACACAUUAACCUUGAGAUUUCUCAUCAACACUAGCAUUGGAAUAACUAAUCAGUGCACUGGUUAAGAAACAAUGAGUUGGCAUAAUCAGUUGGCUGGCGAUUUGGAGAUACAUGUAUACCUCAGUCUGUAGCAACUUACAUCACAGGGUUAACUAGAAUAAUGUACAUAGUUGUAUAUCUGUUGUGUGUAGUCUAUCUAGCAAAAAGUUGCUGAAAUAAAAUUACAAUGGAAAGCUGGAGGCAGUGUCUAGAUAUCUUACUCCAUCAAAAGAAUGCAAAAUCUAUACUACUAAAAACAAGUUAGGGACCAUUGAUUCUUUCAUACCACAAUAGUUAAUCUGUCAUGCCUUGCCCUAUUUACUAUCGUAAUAUGAAAGAAUUGGGUGGUCCAUAAUUCUUUUUAGUACUAAAUAACCUACUGGCAUUUACCAGUAAGUUGAUAUGCAGUUUUACAAUUAUCAGAGUUGAAAUAUUUAGUUAUAGUAAAUAGGACUUUUUCUGAUCUGAACUUAGAACUGUACUACUCAUAAGAAUUUAAGGACCACCUGUUUCUUUCACAUUACUAUAGUUAACCUGUCAUGGCAUUUUCUGUAAUAUGAAAGAAAUAGGGUGAUCCUUAACUUUUUUGAGUAGUAUAUAUCAUGUAGCUGAAUCUUGGAAUGCAGCACCAUUCACUGGAUUGUCUGUAAAUUUUAACCUUUUCUCUCACUCGCUGCUGUGGCGAGUGUUUUUUAAGUCACAAAGCGGAUGCAAAAGCUCUAGGACUAAUUUGUAAAAAGGGUUAAAUGUGCAUGUGUGGAAAAUGAUUUAGUUACUUUUGUCAGAGGUAAAAACAAGAUGUAAGGCCAGAGAAAUUAAAUAUUUUGUUUCACAGAUUGUUUUUGGUCAUAAUGAUUGUUUUGGGUCAUUAUGUUAAGAGUCAGGAGGCGAAAGAAGAAAUACUGUAGGGUUUUCUCAAAAUAAACUACAUUUUUAACUAAUUGGCAGUGAAAAAGUUUAACAGUUGACAGUUAUUUUCUUUUCUUUACCUUUUUGCUAUUUUGAAAAGUUUAGUGUAGCCUCGUGCAGAUUGGAACAAGAUAAUUAUUUGGCCUGAAAAAUAUGUAUUUGUUAAGUUUAUCACAUUAUUCAUAAAGAAUAUUGAAUAUAUUUAGUGUAUGAACUUCAGCAAUUUAAGCAUGAACAGAUUUGUUAGUUCCAUAUGUGAGUAUUAAGAAAUUUGAUGUCAUUUUUAAAGAGUAUGUCUUGAAGACAACAUAUUUUGAAGUCGUAAAAUCUGUUUGGAGAAAGUAUUUUGAAUUUCAAAUCAAAUAGUUUUCUUGUACAUAACAGAAAAGAUAAGUAUGACAGUAUUUUUAUGAAGCACCUCCAUCUAUGAAAUAUAGUGUCUGCUGGAAAAUGAGAAUACCCAGAAAAUGAACUGUUCACAUUUUAAAUCUUAUGAAGCAAAGUUUAUAUAACUGUUUCUGACACAGUAUUAAUGCAAUGUAAGAGAUGUCCCGAAACUAUACGCUCUCAUGAUUGGAUGAGAUGUGUUUACACUAAUUUAGGUCGUAUGAAAGAUGUUCAAAGAGCAUAUUUUUAUUAUCAGCUAUGUUGUAAAUAUUUUCAUUGGGGUUUGUAAAUGAGAAAGAGAUUGUUUUAUUUCACAAUGACAAUAAAUCAACAUGCAGAACUGAC
Messenger RNA from Haliotis rufescens (red abalone), 7292 nucleotides. Its product is annotated as dual specificity mitogen-activated protein kinase kinase 4-like. The record is from RefSeq and is a predicted model, not a curated record. Gene Ontology annotation, molecular function: ATP binding; JUN kinase kinase activity. The transcript is spliced from 12 exons. Gene Ontology annotation, biological process: protein phosphorylation; MAPK cascade. NCBI's taxonomy places the organism in Eukaryota, Metazoa, Mollusca, Gastropoda, Lepetellida, Haliotidae. The coding region runs from base 248 to 1396 and encodes 382 amino acids.